Molecule: messenger RNA, 493 nt
Organism: Phalaenopsis equestris
Lineage: Eukaryota; Viridiplantae; Streptophyta; Magnoliopsida; Asparagales; Orchidaceae
Product: thioredoxin Y, chloroplastic-like
Cellular component (GO): cytoplasm
Molecular function (GO): oxidoreductase activity, acting on a sulfur group of donors, disulfide as acceptor; protein-disulfide reductase activity
Source: RefSeq, a predicted model, not a curated record
GUGCAAGCAAAGAAACAAACAUUUUCUUCAUUUGAUGACUUGUUGGAAAAUUCUGAUAAACCUGUACUGGUUGACUUCUAUGCAACCUGGUGUGGCCCUUGUCAGUUCAUGGUUCCAAUUCUCGAUCAAGUUAGCGAGAAACUGAAAGAUAAAAUCAAAGUCGUGAAAAUCGACACGGAGAAGUACACGACGAUCGCAAAUCGGUACAAAAUCGAAGCUCUUCCUACAUUCAUUCUUUUCAGAGAUGGGCAGCCCUGCGAUCGCUUCGAAGGAGCUUUGCCUGCUGAGCUGAACAGCUUAUCAGCAGGAUAGAGAAUGUGCUGAAUGUUCGACAAUAGCUUUACUUGGUGAGCAUUUACUGUGCUUCAGGAAGAUUUACAUGCACACCACUCGGUUCUUACAUAUUUACAUAUCUUACGCCUAAAUUGCAAUUUUUACAUAAAUACCACUAUACUACCUUCCCUAUGCACGACAAUGUGUAUUUCACUUUUUU